This is a messenger RNA of Labrus mixtus (cuckoo wrasse), 1679 nucleotides long. RefSeq names its product CMP-N-acetylneuraminate-beta-galactosamide-alpha-2,3-sialyltransferase 1-like. Lineage: Eukaryota; Metazoa; Chordata; Actinopteri; Labriformes; Labridae. Gene Ontology annotation, molecular function: beta-galactoside (CMP) alpha-2,3-sialyltransferase activity. The coding region runs from base 73 to 1119 and encodes 348 amino acids. The transcript has 7 exons. The record is from RefSeq and is a predicted model, not a curated record.
GCAUUGGCAAGCUACCAGGCUUCUCUGAGUAGCCGUUCAACCUGCUUUUCAUCUCAGCUGGUAUCAUUGUUGAUGUUUCACACGUUUAUCAUUGUCGGUGUUAGUUUUGCCUCAACCGUCCGUUUGACUGUUCACUUUCAGAUUGCCUCUGUUCUACAAGAGCUUCAUUCUGCCAAGAUGGUCUCCAGAUUUAAUCAACAACAUCUAAAGCGUGUUAUAUACCUUUUGUGUAUUUUUGCCUUAAUUGUGCUGUCCAUGUACUCAACUAAGUUCAAUUUACAUUCCUACACACCUCGGCAGCAUUGUGCAUGUAAAAAAUGUAUAACAGAUAAAGAUUCUGGGUUCCAGGCGGUUCUCGAUGCCGCACCUGUGCCUUUUUUAUCAAGAAACUAUGCAAUUGCAAAGGAUGCUUUCAACUGGUGGAAGGGCAUACAGUAUGAAAGUCGCAGCAAAGAAUACUUAAAUACGUUAUUGGACAAGUUGUUUGACAUCAUCCCGCCUCCAGCAGUUGUAGAAGCCAGUCCUGAGCGCUGCAGGUCUUGUGCCGUGGUGGGGAACUCUGGUAAUUUGAAGGGAUCACAUUAUGGCCAUCUUAUAGACUUCCAUGAUAUUGUAAUAAGAAUGAACAGAGGCCGUACCAAAGGCUAUGAGGCAGAUGUUGGGACCAAAACAACUCAUCAUGUCAUGUAUCCGGAAAGUGCGAUCAACUUGGACAACACCACUCAUCUUGUGCAUUUUCUAUUCAAGAUAAAGGAUUUGGAGUGGCUCCUCAAAGCUUUGCAAACAGAGGGAAACGAGAAAAAGAACUCAAAGAUAGCGAACAAGGAUUUGGUGAUGGUCCUCAAUCCAGCUUUUAUGAAAUAUACGUAUGAUCUAUGGCUGCAUAAAAAGGGAAGGUACCCUUCUACCGGCUUUAUGACUUUGAUUCUCAGCCUGCAGAUUUGUGAUGAGGUCAAUGUGUUUGGAUUUGGAGCAGACAGAGAUGGAAACUGGAAUCAUUACUUUGAAACACUUACAGACAAACACUUCAAAACUGGACCUCAUCCAGGAAAUGUGGAAUACGAGAUGAUUUUGCAGCUAGCACAGUACGAGAAAAUACACAUGUUUAAAGGAGCUUAAUUUGAUUAUCUUUUUUUUUCUUUGUCUCUUUCUGUCUUUGUUGAGCGUAUUAACAUGAACAGCAUCAAGAGCCUGAAGAGCCUCGAGAACAGAAUUGAAGAAAUAAUUGAAGUGGAUCAGCGCUCCGGCAUUUUCAUAGUUGUUCAUUCAGCAGAUGAGUGUGCUCGUUUUAGGGUUCCCAUUUUGAACUUCCCCUCUAGUUUUGAAUAUUCCCAUCGUGUUGAACAGUUUGGUCCUUUCCAUCAAUACACAUAAUGGUGAAUUCACAUGGAAUGGAUUGCAGCUGCUGUUCAGACCAUUAGUUUAUUGAUGGAUCAUUUAUUCAUAGGACACCCAGAAGGGGUAUUGUUGUCCCAAUCAAUGGAUGGUUUGAGCAUGACAUCCUUCAUAAAUACUGUUAACCUUUUACCUGUGCUUUGUGAGUUAGACUAUGUCUUUUUAUUUUUUGUAAGCACAGGUUAAGCAGGAGCCAAAAUUGUGCAAUCCUUUUGAGAAUCAGGCCAUUGUCCACUUUUUACAUGUGGAUAGUGAAUUUAGAUAAGCCCCCCGUCCUCCUGAAU